AUGGGUUUCACCGACUUCGUCUCUGACGCCGGCCUGACUCUGGCCAACAACUACCUGGCCACUCGCAGCUACAUCGUUGGCAACGCCCCCAGCCAGGCCGAUGUUGUGACCUUCAAGGCCUUCAGCGCCGCCCCCGACGCUGCCAAGUACCCCCACGUUGCCCGCUGGUACAAGCACAUCGCCUCUUACGAGAGCGAGUUCUCUACCCUCCCCGGUGAUGCCUCCAAGGGCUUCACUGCCUACGGCCCCGAGUCCACUGAGCUCCCCUCCAACCCCAAGGACAAGCCCGAGGAGGAUGAGGAGGAGGAGGACCUCUUCGGCUCCGACUCCGAGGAGGAGGAUGCCGCCGUUGUCGCUGAGCGCAACAAGCGUCUGGAGGAUUACAAGGCCAAGAAGGCCGCUAAGCCCAAGCCCGCUGCCAAGUCUCUGGUGACCCUUGAGGUCAAGCCCUGGGAUGACGAGACCGACCUCAAGGAGAUGGAGGAGAACGUCCGCGCCAUUGAGAUGGAUGGUCUUGUCUGGGGUGCCUCCAAGCUCGUCGCCGUCGGCUUCGGUAUCAAGAAGCUCCAGAUCAACCUGGUCGUCGAGGACGAGAAGGUCUCCACCGAUGCUCUCCAGGCUCAGAUCGAGGAGGAUGAGGACCACGUCCAGUCUACCGACAUUGCUGCUAUGCAGAAGCUGUAA
Messenger RNA from Penicillium canariense, 684 nucleotides. RefSeq names its product translation elongation factor 1 subunit beta. Gene Ontology annotation, biological process: translational elongation. NCBI's taxonomy places the organism in Eukaryota, Fungi, Ascomycota, Eurotiomycetes, Eurotiales, Aspergillaceae. Gene Ontology annotation, cellular component: cytosol; eukaryotic translation elongation factor 1 complex. The transcript is spliced from 4 exons. The coding region runs from base 1 to 684 and encodes 227 amino acids. The record is from RefSeq and is a predicted model, not a curated record. Gene Ontology annotation, molecular function: guanyl-nucleotide exchange factor activity; translation elongation factor activity.